Ambispora leptoticha is the source of this 534-nucleotide messenger RNA. The record is from the annotation of a GenBank genome assembly. Lineage: Eukaryota; Fungi; Glomeromycota; Glomeromycetes; Archaeosporales; Ambisporaceae.
AUGUCAAGUACCCCGCUUCAUCCUGAAGUUCUCUGGGCACAACGAACUGACGUAAUAUACGUUACCAUAAACCUUUCUGAUGUCAAUGAACCCGAACUCGAAGUGACUAAGGAUAAAAUAUCUUUUAAAGGCAAAGGCGGCGCUGAGCAAAAAUUGUAUGCUUUUGAGUUGAAUCUUUACCAAGAGAUUAAUCCAGAGGCAUCCAAGCAAUCCCAAACGGGACGCAGUAUAUUCCUUGUUCUUGACAAGGCGGAACAUGGUCAAUCAUACUGGCCGCGUCUUACAAAGGAGAAGGUAAAAUUGCCGUACUUGAAGACUGAUUUCUCAAAAUGGAAAGAUGAAGAUGAGGAAGAGGGUGGUGACCAAGACGCUUUAGAACUUCCCGAAUUGGAAACUACCUCUGAUUCCACAAAGAUUAAUACAGAACCAGUGGCUGUCGAGAAGCAAGAGGCCAAAGAACCCGAGGGUGCUGAAAAGACUGAAAAGGCCGAAGAGGCUGAAAAGACGGAAAAUGAGGUCCAAAAUGAAAAAUAA